Messenger RNA from Mizuhopecten yessoensis (Yesso scallop), 7439 nucleotides. RefSeq names its product junction-mediating and -regulatory protein-like. NCBI's taxonomy places the organism in Eukaryota, Metazoa, Mollusca, Bivalvia, Pectinida, Pectinidae. Gene Ontology annotation, biological process: Arp2/3 complex-mediated actin nucleation. Gene Ontology annotation, molecular function: Arp2/3 complex binding. The transcript has 9 exons. Bases 193 to 2598 code for a protein of 801 amino acids. Gene Ontology annotation, cellular component: cytoplasm. The record is from RefSeq and is a predicted model, not a curated record.
CCCCACAUGACUCUUCGCCAUUUCCAAAAACAAAACAAAAACACCGCUGACUUCUGGGUUUUGAUGGGGAUAUCAACUUUCACUUCGAAUUGAAAGAUGAUUUUAAGAGGAAAUUGAUCUGGUGGUGCAGAUAUGAUUCUGUAAAGAAUGAAAACACGACCUGACUGUAGCCCCAUGAGUUAAUGCUGAAACAUGGCAAGACUUGAUAUGGAUGAAAUAGAUAGCCUCGAGGGAUGGGUAGCUGUCAAAGACAGUCCCUUUACAGACGCAAUGAUCCCUCCCCGGAUGACUUUCCUCGUGUGCUGGAAUGAUGUAUGUAACAAAGUGGCAGUGACGUGUCGUCUACACAACAGAGUGGUCAGUGACGACAACAACCUCGAUAGCCGCACUGGCAUAUUUAGCAUGCAGGAAGUGCGGGCCAUUCAUGAACUUCUGUGUCUUAUUCAUCCGUCCCUUCGUACAUAUCUUCCUUACCUCCCAGAGGAGUCGCGCAGUGUGUGGGCGUAUCUUGGCUACCAGGAGCCGCCGAUAGACUACCAACUUGUAUGUUCACAGCUAGAAGAAUACUUCACUAUGGUCUUAGAAGUGUGUAAGGAGAAACUACUCAUGUCGACUUUGUUUGAGGAGCAUACUUCCAUUGAGUAUUUUGAAAACAUAAGUGAACUUCGUCGUCAAGGUUACCUGGAUGAAAUCGCAAGAGCCGAAGAUGAAUUGGAAACCGUGAUUUUCAUGAGAAAGAAUGCCACCAACAUGCAUGAAAUGGGGGAUGUUUAUCAACAGGAAGAUGAUGCCAUGUUCAGAUUGAAUGUAGCAUUAUCUGCAUAUUACAACUAUAUACUGCAACCUUUUCUAGACCUCCGCGAGAUCGCUUACACAAACGUGACCGAGGCUAAAAGCUACCUGCAGAAUCCCGAUGUUGGUGAUCGGAUCAAGCGAGAAUAUGGUGCCAUGUUUACAGAGUGGCAAGGACAUUAUGAAGAUGCUUUAGACAACAUACAGAAAACAUAUGUGGAAUAUUACUCAAAAACCUGUGGAUUUUAUCAAGCCAUUGUCAACAGGAUGCUACACGAUGAAAAGCAGUUUGGUAAAACAUCUUUUGAAUUGAUUGGUCGGGAGAGGUUAUUUAGGAUACAGGAAGACCUGAGUUUGGAGAGGUUACAGAUGCUGCAGAAUGAGAAAAAGAUGUUUGUACAGGAACGAGACAAGGUGAAAGAGGAGAUUGCGAGCAUUGACGAACACCCUGGUUCAGCCAGCCAGUUAAAGCGUUUAGAGGAGCAGGUGUAUUCCUGGCAGGCCUCUAUCUACACCCAGCAGCUACACAUCCUGGAUGAAGAGGAGAGGCUCGCCAAGAAUCAGUUGGCUGCCAUCACACGCCAGAUAAAAGACAAGGAGGAAGAGGUGGUGUUCUAUGAUGCUGUGGAGGAUGUGAAGGAGCUGAGUCCUGAUGAGAGUGGAAAUCAGAGGAAGCAGCUUGACCCCAGGGUCAUCACGAUCAACACAAAAAGGAUGUCCAUCCAGAAACGACGUGCAAAGAUUAGAAACAUGAAGACAAACUUAGAAUCAAAGAAGAAAGACAAAGAGCAGAAAAAGAUGGAAGAGAUAGACACCUUUCAACAACAUCAUGCUGUUCAUUUAAAAAGGGAAAAAAAGAAGGAGGAACAGAAUAUAAAACAGGAGUUCGUACAGGAGCAGAGGAGGAAAGCAAUUGACAGGAUUAAAAAUCACAAGUUUAAGUACCCCACCCCUGAGACCAUCAAGCCUCCACGUUACCAGCCUCCUAGUAAGCGUGAGCCGGCUUGUAGCCUAAAGCCAGUAGAGGACAACAACUCGCCAAAUCUCAAUGCUAAUAUAACAUUGGUCAAAGUGAAAGGGAAGCCUCUUACAAACUCACAAAAAACUAUCAAACCUCCCGCUGGUGUCCAGCCUGGGAAGAAGACCGGGGUAGAUCGCCCUAAACCAAAGCCACGUCAUUCACGAAACAGAAAUGAUACUGUGGACGGAGAAAUCCCUGUACAUAUUCACGUUUCAGGCCAGUCAGAUGAUGAGAAUUAUCCAUCUGUGAUUCCAAGCCAUCCACCACCACCGGCACCACCGAAGACCUCUGCUCCACCAGCGCCACCACCUCCUUCACGGCCAGGUGGUGCACCACCUCCUCCUCCACCGCCAAGUGGUGCACCACCUCCACCACCUCCUCCUCCUCCACCUCCGCCCCCACCCCCUCCAACAGCUUUACCUCUUUCUUUCAAAAAAACAACAUCAAAUAAACCAAAAGAACAGAAAUCUGGAGAUUCCGGAGCGCCUUUGGACUUGAAGGAUAUCAUCGGGGGACUUGGACGACUGAAACCAUCAUCUGAGAGGAAACAUACACCAAAAGUCAAGUCAGGUGAAGGGAAUAACAUGUCACAGAUCUUUGGAAUGAUCAAACUUGGCGUGAAGUUACGGCCCGUGUCGGACGACAAACGUCCACCGAAGACGGACAGAGUGGACACACCCAGUGACAGCCAUCUACGACUCUUGCAGGAAAGUCUGAGCCGCAUCAACCAUCUCACUCGCGAGCGCUCACCAGAAUCUGACUCCAGUGACGAUGAUUUUGACUAGAAAUAACCGUCUGAUUUUGCUUUUCUUUGUAUACAUGUAAUGCAUGUAACGUCAGCCUUCAUGUCUUUAGGUAAAUAGUUCUCUUGACACCCUGUAUGUCCGUGGCUUUUCUUAAAAAACCACAAAGAGGAACCAUUUCAUUGGCUGCACACUAAACAGGAAUUAUUCCACACACAAAAGAAAUAAAAUUGCACUUGUGUAUUUGUCAAUUAUUGUGACAGAUUACCGUAUAGCAGGUUGUUCAUACGGGCCUAAAUUUUUGCGAUUUUGAACCAAAAUUAGAACAUUUUCCCUGUGUUUUAGCACAGAGAUGGGACACUCGGCAUAUAACGUGUCAAAUAGUCAAAAGAAUAAGCUUGAUGACAGCAUACUGAGCAAGUGUAUUUUGUUUAAUAAAUCAGCAUCAAAACUACUAGAUGCGUUAUAUAACCUAUUUUCACACAUCAUUCCUUUUAUGUAUAUAUGAACCAUCAUAAUCACGUGCGCGCUAUUUCAUGACGACAUUACAGUUACGAAGUUUGUUAUUGCAGAUCAGGUUUACGCUUGUCUUAUUAUUCUAUGGAUCAUAUUUUCGUGAUCACGUUAUUGAUCCGCAAAAUCGCAAAAAUAUCGUCCCCUUUGAAAUAUCCUGCUAUAUAGUAUGUUUAUAACUUUGUAAUAAGAAAUUGGUUGUUCUGAUCCCUAAACUUGACAAGUCACUUACUAGUCUCCAUGACAUUUGUUAAUAUGUGUGCUCUAUCAAACCAUUCAUUUUAUAAGAACAAGCCAUUUCUCCAUCCUAAAUACAUAAGUAUAAGUCAUAUAAGAAUGUAUUGGACAUGUGGCAACUCGAGGAACUGACAAAAUUUUACAUUAUCUCUUAUACUGACCAUUAUGGAGAAUUUAAGGACUAGCAAGGUUCUACAGUAUCAAAGAUUUCUCUAAUACAGGUUACAUGGUAAUCAGGUAUAUUUAGUUAAUUAUGAUAUGAAAUUUUGUAGUACUAUUUUGUUUUAAAAUUAAGCUUAAUUUCACCUCCAACCAUUUUGUUUUGUUGUCAUAUGAUUCUUGAUUUUAUUAAGUCAUUAUAUUCUGCAGAAUUUUCAUUAUUUUCCAACAGUGUCCAGAGAAUUCUGUUUUAAUGUGUUAGGACCCUCCCUCCAUUGUAUGGCUUUCCUGUUUCUGUUAUGUAUCAUACUUCACAUACUGGUAAUUCCAAUAUGCUAGUAGGACAUUGGACAAUACUGGCCGAUAAACUAUCAUCCAAGAAAAAAUGAUUUCUGCCUUUUCUUGUUUUCCUUGCAAUACAUUUUCAUUUUCUUCCAACGUUUACUGACAUGAUCUCCCCACUUCCUAUUUCAGUCCCUCCAAUCUACUUGUCCUUCCCCUAGUCUCUGUACUUCAUGCUUUGAUUCUCCCCAUUGAAGACUUCCCCUCCCCAACAUAAAGGUUCCUGUUCAAUCUACCUAUCUGUUAUCUCCUAGUGUCUCCAAUCUCAUGAUUCUUCGACUUCAAAUUAUUCCCAUACAAUCCUCUCCCUUUCCUUCCGACAAAUACCUCACAUUUGGCCAAAGUGUUGAAGUUCGCCCAAGUGUAGAAGGUAAUGGUCUUUGCCAAAGGCCAGGACAUAUCAAAAUCCUAAAAAUUGACAGUUGUUAUUCCCUGCUAAACAUUUUGCAUUUCAUGUAACUGCAACAACUGGUUUACUCAUUGUUGGUAUAAUAUGACAAUGCAGAAACCUAAAUUGAUCUGCUGCCCCUAUUGCAACCCAUGGGACCACUGUGUGACUUUCCCAGGCCAGGACAUAUCAAAAUCCUUUAAAUUGACAGUUGUUAUUCCCUGCUAAACAUUUUGCAUUUCAGGUAACUGUAACAAAUGGUUUACUCAUUGUUGGUAUAAUAUGACAAUGCAGAAACCUAAAUUGAUCUGCUGCCCCUAUUGCAACCCAUGGGAUUACUGUGUUUUUUCCCCAGGCAAGGACAUAUCAAAAUCCUUUAAAUUGACAGUUGCUGUUCCCUGCUAAACAUUUUCCAUUUCAGGUAACUAACAACUGGUUAACCAAUUGAUCUGCUGCCCGUAUUGCAACACAUUGGACCACUGUGUUUUCUUCAAUUGGCACGGUUGUCUAAUGGUAGGACAAUGGGCUCGUGACCGAAGGGUUGUGGGUUUGAGUCACGUCAUGGCUCUUUAGUAGACUCUCCCAUGCGUUGAUCUGGAUAAGUCCAUUAUGAUGUACAGUGGUGAAAGGGCUAAUGUGACUAGACCAGUCACCUAUAGGUACUGAUGUAUGUUCAGCUGUAGUGCUGCUCAGUGAUCUAUAUAUAGCUACCUAGUAAUACUGACUAUACUGGGAAAUAUUCGCCGCAGUCUAACGUUGUCACCCUUGGUAAUGCAGGCAAGUUUACCAUGAUAGUGCAUUUUAGUACAUAACAUACCAUUUACGAUGACUACAUAUGAAGAGCCGAAUUAACCCAUUCACCCCUGAAGACACAUUUGAACUCUUCCAAUCCAAAGCUUGGAAUAGUUAAUUAUGAAAUUUCAGGGGUGAAUGAGUUAACACUAGGGUGACACAGAUUUUACGGAUGAUGGGCAAAAGUUUGACUGGGCGAACAUUUUCUGUUGUACAGUAUUAAAGAUGUAAGUGGCUAUAUUUAUGCUCGUGUCUUUCAUUAGAUAAUACAGUUUUGUCGGUGUGUUCAAAUCUUGCAAUAUUGUAGACGAUUUUUGUGUGAUAUUUACGGUUUCUGUAAAUAGAGGGUGUUAAUUAUUCUUUUGUUUGACAUGUUUGUUUUUACUGAUCAUUAAUUUUGUCUAGAUGUUUAAUUUAUUGAUAAAUAUGCCCCCAAUUGGUUACACCCAGAAUGUUAGUAGUAAAUCAUACGUAAACAAAUGUACAAUGUAUACCUAGAUCGUCAAUAAGAUAUGAACGUAUUUGGUUUACCCAGAAGUUAUAAUUUAUAUAGCCAAUGCUUGAUUUUACCCAGAAUCAUACUUUGUUUUAUUUAGAAUACAAAUCAUUCAUGGCCAUUUUUGGUUAUACUCAGAAUACAAAUCACCAUGGUUGGAUGUACUCAGAAUACAAAUCACCAUGGUUGGAUGAAUUCAGAAUACAAAUCACCAUGGUUGAAUGAAUUCAGAAUACAAAUCACCAUGGUUGGAUGAAUUCAGAAUACAAAUCGCCAUGGUUGGAUGUAUUCAGAAUACAAAUCACCAUGGUUGGAUGAAUUCAGAAUACAAAUCACCAUGGUUGGAUGAAUUCAGAAUGCAAAUCAUACAUGACCAUGGUUGGAUGUAUUCAGAUUGCAAAUCAUCCGUAGACAUUGUUUUGCUGUGCCUAUUUUCAUAAUCCAAAGUUUCCAGUCUCGAUAAACAUAUGAUCUCUGCACCAUAGAAGAUGUCACGACAUAUACGACACUCGUUGAAUGAUACAAGUAGCAUAGUGUGAUGUCUUCCAGAAAGAUCAAAGGAAUCACAGAGGGCAGCAUACACUGUAACAGUAAAAUUGACUGGCUUCGAAGUUUGUUGUAUCUCCUCUCUAAUAUUCAAUGGACCAGCAUCAGCCAAGUGAUUGGUCAGUUUAUUUUUGCCUGAAACCAAUCAAAUAGCUUACCGAGAGCUUUCAAUUUUGUCAGGACUGAUUUCAAGGGUGUAAAGAAGAUAUGUGUAUUCAAGAGCAGAACUGUUGCAUUUCAAAGAUGGUUUGUCUGUAAAAGCUUGGAUAUCCACAAUUAUAAUUUGCUAUUACAAUGAAAAUUCUCUUUUUUGUUAAAAAAUAUAACUAUUAAAUACAAAAUACUUAAAUUCAGUACAUGCAAUUUAAAAGUGUACCAAGUUUAGUAAUGUGCCACUUCGGACAUGUACAAAAACAUCACCAGAAUACAAAGACAGGAAGUGCAUAAUACAGACAGAUGUUUCCUUUCUGUGUCUAGUCUUGUUUGUACAUGCAGAAAGUCAAAGUAAACAUUUUACUGCGCUACGUAGCCAAUUUCGUCCAUUAUAUAAGGAUGAAUUAGUGAUAAUAAAGGUAAAAAAAAUAAAUUAAGACCAACUUCGAGGACUGAAUAGUCCAUCAGCAGUCAACAACCUUGUUGGGUAAAACAAUCACGACAAAUAGUAAGAAAUAGAAAUCUGAAAAUCUUGUCUGUAGAUGCAGAAAGCCAAACACAAUAAAUAUGUUACUGCACUACAAAGAAACAGUUUGUACAAACUCAUUCUAUUCUAAAUGAGAUUUCGUCUGUCCAUCGUCUUCAUAUUUACUAACAUUUCAUUCAGGCAAAAAAAUGUGUCGGGUAACCUGAUCGACCCUUAAGGUUUAUCGCUGACCCUUACAAUUGUAUCUCGCUAGAACGCAAUCCGUCUUGAUCCGAACAAAUUGACAGACAAACAAACAAGGCAUCCAUAUAUAUACAUAGCCUCUCUACUUUAUAGCCAUCAAAACCAAAUUUUAAAUUCCAUAUCAUCAUUUAAACACCAGUAGUUAUGUUUGGUGAUAUUUGUAAUUUCCGCUUUAUUAUUUAAUAUGUUUUGUGAUGUUUGUAAUUUUCUCAACCCUUCAAAAGAGAAAAAAAUAAUAAUUAAAAAAUAUCCAGACCGACUGAAACAUAACCUUUUCUGUGGCCUUAAAACAAAAGAAAAAGAUUGUUUUGACCUACUUGAAAAGAAUCAUCCUUUUCAUAAGCAUCUAUACCAAGCAUUUCAUUUGAAGACAAAGACCUAUGUUGGAACUCUUAUCUUGUAUUCAGCAAUGAAUAUAUUAGUUCAGUGAACUUACCACUGUUACAUUUGUGAGAGAUUUAUAUUAAUUUAUUUUGUAAAUAGCAAUUAUACAAAAAAUGGAUUGUGAAAUUAAAUAUAUAAAUGUU